AUUUUAAAUAAAGAUGACAGACGUUGAUGAUGAUAUUCUGAUGAUUGAUGAGAAACAAGACACGUCAGAAUCUCCUGAAGAAGAAAAAUUCGAUGCGAAUGCAUACAUUUCGACACUCAUCAAGUUUAUGAAAUCUAUCGAUAAAAGCACUGAUAAAGAAUUUUCUGAAUUGGUUGCCAAGACAUGGUCACUUUCUUCCAGCACAAACAACUUUUACACAGAUUCUUUCACAAUGGAUUCGGGUAAUGUUUCGAAACUCAAUCCAAAUAUGCUGAAUCCACAAAAACGAAUUGCCGGAACUCAACGAUUGAUGUAUGCUCCUCCACAGAUUUUAAAUAAAUCUGGAUUUGUAAUAGACAAGUCUGGUGCUUCAUCGUCCUCUGCUCCUGGUGGAAUGAAGAAAUUGAAGAAACUAGUGCCAGUUAUUGACGAUUCAAUCUAUUGUACAAGUGAACAGCCCUGUGCAGUAUGCCACGGAGUCUCAUUAGCUGGAAAUCAAGUUCUCGCUUGUAGAAGAUGUCGAGAUUGUUACCACAUGGCAUGCAGUAUCCCUACAGUUUCGAUUGAAGAAGCAUCGGAACCUAGUUUCAAAUAUUACUGCAAAACAUGUCUCGUUUCAAAGAAAGUUAUAGACUCCAAUCGGUCACGAUCCCCAAGUCCAGCGAAACUUGAUGCGAAACGAAUGAAAAUGGGACGAGACAGAACGACAAAAUUGUGAAUUGAUUAUUCCACGAUCUAUUUAUAUUAAAAAUUAACCCUGUAUUUGAUUAAAACAAGCAUACACAAAACUUUUAUUUAUUCGAUGAAUUUUUGAAUGAAUGUAUGAUAAUUUAUG
Caenorhabditis elegans is the source of this 835-nucleotide messenger RNA. It is a transcript of the gene phf-30, whose product is annotated as PHD-type domain-containing protein. Lineage: Eukaryota; Metazoa; Nematoda; Chromadorea; Rhabditida; Rhabditidae. The transcript is spliced from 5 exons. Bases 14 to 718 code for a protein of 234 amino acids. The record is from RefSeq and is marked reviewed.